UAUGCAUUAGUCAUAAGCUAUAGACAAGUUAACCAACAACAAUUGACUAUUUUUUUUAAAUAAUCAACUGUGAUUGAUCAAUUUGCUUGCAGCUUAUGACUAAUGAUUUAUUGUAGAAGGCUCAUUAAAUGUUUAUAUAUACAUAGUUUAUUAAACAUUUAUAUUAGGGAAUAAUAGUAGAAUAUCCUUGACAUGUAACGAGCAAGGAUCUCGUCGGAGAUAGCAUUUUUACCUAAAUAAUUACCUAAAUUAACUUAAACUUCUUUUGUUAAUAACUUUUUAAUUAAUUAUUAGCAACAGCUAAAAUCGCAUUUAUAUUUUUUAUUAACGUGUAAACGUAAAACUUUUGAGGUUUAAUCUCCUGUUGGUAAAUUUUGUACAUAUGUAUUUAUAGUAAUUCUCAUUAUGGAUUUGUAUGUAUAACUACAAGACAUAUAAUGAUAUUAAAUAAUUGUAAAUUGUAAAAUUAAUACUUUAUUACACAUAAAAUGACGCCAAACAUAAGUAUUUAUAUUGAUUGGUUAAGAAUGGUCGAUAAUGUCAUCGUUCUUCAAUUAUCAUUAGGCCCAUUAGGCCCACUUUUCAUAUACAAUAUUUAUCCAACACUGACAGUCGUUGUUUUUAUUUCGUUAGUAUCUUUUCUUUUUAGUAGCAUCUAAAGAAAUAAUUUAAUAAAAUUUUUCCAUGUUGAUAAUGAUAUUACUGCUCAAAACAACGUGACAAACAGUUCAAUUUAAACUGCAGUACUAACAUUUGUUUCCAAAAUGGAAAAGACACCUUUGGAUUCAGACAAGCUGAAUAUUGCAAAGAGAUCAUUACAUCAACCUCCUCUUGAUGAAUUAAUGAAUGUUCUGAGGGAAGGAUUGACUACAAACUUUGAGAAAGUCACUGUUGAGCUUGGUAGAUGUCCACAGGACAUUGAAAGAAAGCCUAAUCGAUAUGACUUAUGUGGUAAUCCAAUUAUUUUGGAGAUUGGUGGUCCAGCAUACCUUCUACCUUUAGCUCAGAGGGAUAAGUUCUAUAAUGUUGAAACAUUACUGCGCCGCAUAGAUUAUUGUGGAAAUGCUUUUGUCAUAGGUGCAGGAGCUGGACUAUGGCCACACAAAACUGAUGGGACUAAUUGUGAGCUCGUUAUACAUUAUAACAUAGAUACACGGGUAGGCUCAGUAAUAAAUAAUUCAUAUUAUGCAUUUGUGGAUAAGUCCACUGGAGAAUGUAUGGUUCCUCAACAACUAGGCUGUAGUGAACAGCACCAAGCAAAUAACCCAUUAUUGGCUAAUUUGUAUGUGUGUGAAGGUGAACCAGGAACUGUUAUAAAAGUAUGUGCUAAAAAACGCACUGGAAAUUUAGAUUUUAUAGCGAGUAUGCAGAGAGCAUUGGGAAACCGCUACAAGAAUGAACUUGUCGGUUUAGGUGGUGUGUUUACUAUGAGAAACGGGAAAAUAAAACAACAUGUUAUGCAAGAUUUUUCGGCUACUCCAUUAACUACUGAGACUGAACUUAACAACUGGUUACGUUUCUAUGAGAUGGAAACUCCUCUGACAGCUGUUGGCACAUUUGUCAGUGCUGAAACAGAACUGGAUCUCAGAGUUCAACAUUUUCAUAGUUUUGCUCAUAACAAUAAAAUGGCAGGACAUUAUCAUAUCGAUACGACACCAGAUACUAUCGAGUAUGAAGGUUAUUUUAAUUUAGCAGGUACACUUUAUCGCGUCGAUCAGCCUCCCAAUAAAUUGCAGUUUGGGAAAGACUGA
Molecule: messenger RNA, 1751 nt
Organism: Odontomachus brunneus
Lineage: Eukaryota; Metazoa; Arthropoda; Insecta; Hymenoptera; Formicidae
Product: ester hydrolase C11orf54 homolog
Exons: 7
Coding region: 765-1751 (328 amino acids)
Cellular component (GO): nucleus
Molecular function (GO): hydrolase activity, acting on ester bonds; zinc ion binding
Source: RefSeq, a predicted model, not a curated record